AGCUGACAGCUUGGGAGGGAGGAGGGCAGUCCCCAGAGCAGGCCCUGGAGAGCUCACUGUAGCGCCCGCACAGUAACAGUCCAGGUCACAGCUGGUCCCCCAACAGGCCACGCCCCCCCACCCCCGCUCUCCCUCUUCCCCGCUGUUCUCUCCUGAGCAUUGUUCUUUUCCACCCGGCAGGGUGGGCACUGAUGACCAGGUGAUGCGGGCAGUUCUGGGGACAGAGGGGCUGUGGUUUCAGCAGCCCUGGUCCUGAGGAGCCCCGCCUAGCCCUGCCCUCAAGCCGAGGCAGCGGCCCACCCACCAUGGCCCUGAGCUGGUGCGUCCGCCUCCUUUCGUCGGCGGGGGCGGGGGCUCUGAGGGGCAGACCGCAGCCACCGCAUGGCCCCACCAGCAGCCUUGCAGGGGGCUCCCUCGGCUGGACUACCCGGACAGGAGGGGCUCUGGUGGCCCCGCACCGGCCCCCAGCCUCUACGGGCGUAGGGCCGGUCAGCCGGGCGGCGGCGGGGACUAUAAGCGGCCGGGGCGCCCACCCUCGAAGCAGGAGUCCGAGCGAGGAGACGGCGCUGGAACCCAUGGACACCUCGUACCCCCGCGAGGACCCCCGGGCCCCGACGCCCAACAAGGCCGACGGCACCGCCCACACGGCCCUCACGCUGGGGGCGCCGCUACCCCCACCUCGAGACCACUUGAUCUGGUCGGUGUUCAGCACCCUCUACCUGAACCUGUGCUGCCUCGGCUUCCUGGCGCUGGCCUACUCCAUCAAGGCCCGAGACCAGAAGGUGACUGGAGAUCUGGAAGCAGCCCGGCGGCUCGGCUCCAAAGCCAAGUGCUACAACAUCCUGGCCACGGUGUGGGCUCUGGUGCCGCCUCUACUGCUGCUGGUGCUGGUGGUGACCGGCGCCCUGCACCUGUCCCGGCUGGCCCAGGGCUCCGCCGCCUUCUUCAGCACCAAGUUCGACGACUCAGACUAUGACUGACAGGCUGGGCCCUGUCACCGCCCUGAUCCAGGGACCCCAACCCCAGGGGCUCCAUCCUAAUCGCCUGGAACCCUGACUUGCCUGCGGGCCUGAGGCCCACCCUCCAGCCCCAGCCUGGGCACCUAACACUGACCCUGAAGAUCCUCCACAGGGACCCCAGGGCCUUACCCUCACCUCGAUCGAUGCCCCCAGUCCCCUAACCCCACCCCCCACCCCUGCCCCCAGGCCAGCUCCUCCCUCCCCAGCCGCCAGGCUCAGCCUCAGUUUCACAAUUAAAAGCGCCUGGCUCCAGAAAGUGCUUUCCAGGACUGUUCCUGGCUGGGGUGGGGGAGGGUAUCUUCCUGAGGGGAGCUACCCUAGGGACCACUGCAGCCAAAUCCCCCUGGACUGCCCCCAGCGUCCAUGGUGGACGCCCUGCCCUGUCGGCUUGGUGCCCCGACUGUCCCCUUUGCUCAGGCACUGGGCGGCCUGCGGCUUCUGGGUGGAGGUGCCUGAGUAUUUUAGAA
Messenger RNA from Globicephala melas (long-finned pilot whale), 1486 nucleotides. RefSeq names its product interferon induced transmembrane protein 5 (gene IFITM5). NCBI's taxonomy places the organism in Eukaryota, Metazoa, Chordata, Mammalia, Artiodactyla, Delphinidae. Gene Ontology annotation, biological process: bone morphogenesis; bone mineralization. The record is from RefSeq and is a predicted model, not a curated record. Gene Ontology annotation, cellular component: plasma membrane.